Impatiens glandulifera is the source of this 1409-nucleotide messenger RNA. RefSeq names its product phosphatase IMPL1, chloroplastic. Gene Ontology annotation, biological process: signal transduction; phosphatidylinositol phosphate biosynthetic process; inositol metabolic process. Gene Ontology annotation, molecular function: inositol monophosphate 1-phosphatase activity. The transcript is spliced from 11 exons. NCBI's taxonomy places the organism in Eukaryota, Viridiplantae, Streptophyta, Magnoliopsida, Ericales, Balsaminaceae. The record is from RefSeq and is a predicted model, not a curated record. The coding region runs from base 116 to 1258 and encodes 380 amino acids.
AACUGAUUUUGCUUAAACAGCAUAAUACUCUUUAGGCCGGGAGUGGAGAAGACGAAGGUGGCUCAAAUCCUCGAUAGCAGAAGAUAAUCCGAUCGCGACCGCAAUUUAUCCGAGAAUGAGUGAAUGUAUGGUCUCAUCCAUGGCUAUUCCUUUGCGAAUUCCUCGAACACUCACGUCAUUUCUGCUGCGUACUCACCAGAACUCCUCGUUUCAUUUUCUCUCUUCAAAUCUCUCCGCACAAAGUAAUUCGGUCCAGAAGGUGAAUCGAAAUGAGUUUUCUGCAAGACCGCAAUCCUCCGGCUAUAGUCGACUGAAGACAUUGUGCACCAAAGCUCAGCUAUCCGAGAAUCGGUUCUCCAGUGUUGCUGCUGAAUCAACCGGACCGAUUCCAUCCGAUCAACUACUACGAGUGGUUGAAAUAGCUGCUAAGACUGGUGCCGAGGUUGUGAUGGAUGCUGUAAAUAAGCCUAGGAAUGUCACGUAUAAAGGACUUACUGAUUUAGUCACAGACACAGAUAAAAUGAGUGAGAUUGCUAUAUUGGAAGUAGUAAGAAGGAAUUUCAAGGAUCACCUCAUCCUUGGAGAGGAGGGAGGGCUUAUUGGAGAUUCAUCUUCUGAUUAUCUUUGGUGUAUAGAUCCAUUAGAUGGGACAACUAAUUUUGCACAUUGCUACCCUAGCUUUGCAGUAUCAGUGGGAGUUCUGUUUAGAGGGAAGCCAGCUGCUGCUGCGGUGGUAGAAUUUGUUGGAGGACCCAUGUGCUGGAAUACGCGCAUAUUUUCUGCAACUGCUGGAGGAGGUGCAUUUUGUAAUGGGCAGAAAAUACACACGAGUUCUACUGAUAUGAUUGAACGAUCUCUUCUGGUGACUGGCUUUGGGUAUGAACACGAUGAUGCUUGGGCCACAAACAUCGAAUUAUUCAAACACUUCACUGAUGUCAGUAGGGGCGUGAGAAGGCUUGGUGCUGCUGCAGUUGAUAUGUGUCAUGUUGCUCUUGGAAUCGUAGAAGCCUAUUGGGAAUAUCGUUUAAAACCAUGGGAUAUGGCUGCUGGUGUACUGAUAGUUGAAGAAGCGGGAGGGAGAGUUUCGUGCAUGGAUGGAGGAAAAUUUUCAGUAUUUGAUCGAUCUGUAUUGGUAUCAAAUGGCAUAUUACAUGACAAGAUUGUGGAGAAAACUGGUCCUGCAACGGAGAGUCUAAAAGGGAAAGGGAUAGAUUUCUCAUUGUGGUAUAAGCCAAAUGAUUAUCAUACAGACCUUUAAUAAAAACAACCACAACAAGAAGGUUCAAAAACAGGGCGGUUGCGUUUCGGCAUUUUAUUUGGUUGAAACUUCCCAUUUUAAAACACCUAUAUUUUGUCACAAUUCUAAAAUUGUUCAAACUAAAAUUUAAAGUUAUUUUUUUAUUUUUGAA